Messenger RNA from Mercenaria mercenaria, 1758 nucleotides. RefSeq lists its product as uncharacterized. The record is from RefSeq and is a predicted model, not a curated record. The transcript has a single exon. Gene Ontology annotation, molecular function: zinc ion binding. The coding region runs from base 1 to 1758 and encodes 585 amino acids. NCBI's taxonomy places the organism in Eukaryota, Metazoa, Mollusca, Bivalvia, Venerida, Veneridae.
AUGGCGGAAUGUGAUAAAUUAAAUUCAGCUAUAAACAGCUCCGGCGGUGCUGUUCCUGGGCAUAAAGAACAAACAUUAUGUCAGCCAUGUUCAAGAAAGGAUUUACAAACAACGGCUGAUGUGUUUUGUUCAGACUGUGAGGAAUUUCAGUGUAAUGAAUGUUCAAAAGCACAUACAAUUUAUGCAUUUAUGAAAAAUCACAAGUUAGUGAAUGUGACAGAAGUGAAAUCGAAACCAAUUUCCUUUGUUAUGAAAGGAAUGGACAAUUGUGAACAGCACUGUGAAUUGUUGAAAUUUUUCUGUGAAGACGAGAACCAGCUCUGCUGCAGUACCUGUGCUAUAGUGGAUCACCGGAAAUGCCAUAGCGUCGUAGAAGUACAGAAGAUUGCCGGAAAAUCGCAUUCUGCUGGUUCCAAGUUAAAGAGAAAAUUGGAAGAAGUAAAAUCAAAGGCGGAGAUGAUUGUAAAACACACUGAAUCAUCGAAAGAACAACUCAGUAAAGAUAUCAAAGCAAUAUUUGUGGAAAGUAAAAAAAUGAGAGGAGACAUGAAUAAAAUGUUCGACGACUUGGAAGUUUACGUUACCAAGAAAAAUGACAUUUUUCAGGCUGAAGUAACUAAUAAACUGGCAAAGAAACGAUCCAGCGGUGAGAAACAUAUCGCUGAUGCUACAAAGUCACUGGAAAUUGUUGAUACAGUAUUGCUGAAUGGGACGCCAUCACAGAAAUUUAUAGUAGAAGGGACAUUGAAGAAACAGGUCAAUGAACUUUACAGGAACGUGGACAAUGAAUGUCAACAGUUACCUGUUGCUACCAUUUCCUUUAGAUUUGAUGAAACAUUAAAGUUGCCACCAGUUCCCAUUUCUGCUUACGUUCCAGGAAAGCUAACAUUAAGUUACACCCUGCCUGAAGCAAAGAAAUCUGCCGCACCUGUAGAUCCGAUUGUUAAGUUAACGAUGAUUAUUUCCAUUGAUCUGAAACAGACUGGAGAUGAUGUCGAGGAACCGUUAUACUCAGGACUGGAUUUCCUGCCGGAUGGUAGACUGGUUGCCGUGGAUAAUGAAAACAAGAAAUGCUUGAUUUACAAUGAGAAGCUUGAGGAAGUAGGAUCAUAUCAGUUAUCGUAUAAUGCACAGAGUGUUGUUGCUGUAUCUGAAGAGGAAGUGGCGAUAACAAGUGGUGGUCAAUACCAGAUAGAUUUUUUACGUGUUAAUAAAUCUAAUGAUAUAACUUUGAUCAGGACAUGUAAAGUUAAGACAAUGUAUGACUCUAUAUGUCUGAAAGAUGAGAGAAACUUUGUUGUUGGAACUAUCGAUGAUACAACACCUGUUCGUAUUGUAUCAAUGUCAGGAGAAGAGAAAGAUUUCAGCAUCAGCUUUCCCAAUAAGAAAUAUUCUAUAGACACUAGUGCGUGCAACUAUAUGAGGAAUACUGGGAAGAUGAUACUGACCGAUAGGCACGAUCAUACUGUUUAUAUAUACGACAUUGAAUCUAACACCAGAGUCGUUGUCAAGGACAACCAGAUCAAGGAACCACUUGGUGUUGCAGUAGGUCCAUCCGACUGUAUAAUGGUUUGCAAUAAAGAUACAAAUUCCAUUGUACAGAUCUCUCAAACAGGUCGGAUCCUAUCAUCGUUUAAGGUAGAUAUGGAUUAUCCAUUCAGAGUCUGUGUUUCAAAGGAUCAAUCUAUUCUUGCAGUCACAAACUGCUGUGAGGGAGAAUUGAAGUUACAGUUGUUUAAUCUUACAGGCUCUGGGUGA